AUGGCUUCCACUGCUCAUGUAAUCAUCAAUUCGGAUAUAUCUUCCACCCGUGUCACCACUACAGCUACUGCUGUUGCGGUCAUCACUACAGAUACUGCUGUUGAUGUCCUAGCUGCUACUGCUGUUGCUGUUAUAGCUGCUACUGCUGUUGCUGUUAUAGCUGCUACAGCAGUUGCUGUCAUAGCUGCUAAUGAUGUUGCUGUCCUAGCUGCUACUGCUGUUGCUGUCAUAGCUGCUACUGCAGUUGCUGUCAUAGCUGCUACUACUGUUGCUGUCAUAGCUGCUACUACUGUUGCUGUCCUAGCUGCUACUGCUGUUGCUGUCAAAGCUGCAACUACUGUUGCUGUCCUAGCUGCUACUGCUGUUACUGUCUUAGCUGCUACUGCAGUUGCUGUCAUAGCUGCUACUUCUGUUGCUGCCAUAGCUGCUACCGCUGUUGCUGUAAUAGCUGCUAAUGAUGUUGCUGUCCUAGCUGAUAUUGCUGUUGCUGUCAUAGCUGCUACUGCUGUUGCUGUCAUAGCUGCUACUGCUGUUGCUGUCAUAGCUGCUACUGCUGUUGCUGUCAUAGCUGCUACUGCUGUUGCUGUGCUAGCUGCUACUGCUGUUGCGAUAUUGCUGAUGCUGCUGGGUGUGUGUGCAUCAUACUAG
Molecule: messenger RNA, 648 nt
Organism: Sycon ciliatum
Lineage: Eukaryota; Metazoa; Porifera; Calcarea; Leucosolenida; Sycettidae
Exons: 2
Coding region: 1-648 (215 amino acids)
Source: RefSeq, a predicted model, not a curated record